Molecule: messenger RNA, 5437 nt
Organism: Pongo pygmaeus (Bornean orangutan)
Lineage: Eukaryota; Metazoa; Chordata; Mammalia; Primates; Hominidae
Gene: ITGA6
Product: integrin subunit alpha 6
Exons: 25
Coding region: 229-3504 (1091 amino acids)
Biological process (GO): cell-matrix adhesion; integrin-mediated signaling pathway; leukocyte migration
Cellular component (GO): external side of plasma membrane; integrin complex
Molecular function (GO): integrin binding
Source: RefSeq, a predicted model, not a curated record
AAACGCCUGCGAGUCUCCAGAGAACAACGGGCUCAUUCAGCGGUCGCGAGCUGCCCGCGAGGGGGAGCGGCCGGACGGAGAGCGCGACCCGUCCUGGGGGUGGGGCCGGGCGCAGCGGCUAGAGGAGGCGAAGGUGGCUGCGGCAGCAGCAGCGCGGCAGCCUCGGACCCAGCCCGGAGCGCAGGGCGGCCGCUGCAGGUCCCCGCUCCCCUCCCCGUGCGUCCGCCUAUGGCCGCCGCGGGGCAUCUGUGCUUGCUCUACCUGUCGGCGGGGCUCCUGCCCCGGCUCGGCGCAGCCUUCAACUUGGACACUCGGGAGGACAACGUGAUCCGGAAAUAUGGAGACCCCGGGAGCCUCUUCGGCUUCUCGCUGGCCAUGCACUGGCAACUGCAGCCCGAGGACAAGCGGCUGUUGCUCGUGGGGGCCCCGCGGGCAGAAGCGCUUCCACUGCAGAGAGCCAACAGAACGGGAGGGCUGUACAGCUGCGACAUCACCGCCCGGGGGCCAUGCACGCGGAUUGAAUUUGAUAACGAUGCUGACCCCACGUCAGAAAGCAAGGAAGAUCAGUGGAUGGGGGUCACCGUCCAGAGCCAAGGUCCAGGGGGCAAGGUCGUGACAUGUGCUCACCGAUAUGAAAAAAGGCAGCAUGUUAAUACGAAGCAGGAAUCCCGAGACAUCUUUGGGCGGUGUUAUGUCCUGAGCCAGAAUCUCAGGAUUGAAGACGAUAUGGAUGGGGGAGAUUGGAGCUUUUGUGAUGGGCGAUUGAGAGGCCAUGAGAAAUUUGGCUCUUGCCAGCAAGGUGUAGCAGCUACUUUUACUAAAGACUUUCAUUACAUUGUAUUUGGAGCCCCGGGUACUUAUAACUGGAAAGGGAUUGUUCGUGUAGAGCAAAAGAAUAACACUUUUUUUGACAUGAACAUCUUUGAAGAUGGGCCUUAUGAAGUUGGUGGAGAGACUGAGCACGAUGAAAGUCUCGUUCCUGUUCCCGCUAACAGUUACUUAGGUUUUUCUCUGGACUCAGGGAAAGGUAUUGUUUCUAAAGAUGAGAUCACUUUUGUAUCUGGUGCUCCCAGAGCCAAUCACAGUGGAGCCGUGGUUUUGCUAAAGAGAGACAUGAAGUCUGCACAUCUCCUCCCUGAGCACGUAUUCGAUGGAGAAGGUCUGGCCUCUUCAUUUGGCUAUGAUGUGGCGGUGGUGGACCUCAACAAGGAUGGGUGGCAAGAUAUAGUUAUUGGAGCCCCACAGUAUUUUGAUAGAGAUGGAGAAGUUGGAGGUGCAGUGUAUGUCUACAUGAACCAGCAAGGCAGAUGGAAUAAUGUAAAGCCAAUUCGUCUUAAUGGAACCAAAGAUUCUAUGUUUGGCAUUGCAGUAAAAAAUAUUGGAGAUAUUAAUCAAGAUGGCUACCCAGAUAUUGCAGUUGGAGCUCCAUAUGAUGACUUGGGAAAGGUUUUUAUCUAUCAUGGAUCUGCAAAUGGAAUAAAUACCAAACCAACACAGGUUCUCAAGGGUAUAUCACCUUAUUUUGGAUAUUCAAUUGCUGGAAACAUGGACCUUGAUCGAAAUUCCUACCCUGAUGUUGCUGUUGGUUCCCUCUCAGAUUCAGUAACUAUUUUCAGAUCCCGGCCUGUGAUUAAUGUUCAGAAAACCAUCACAGUAACUCCUAACAGAAUUGACCUCCGCCAGAAAACAGCGUGUGGGGCGCCUAGCGGGAUAUGCCUCCAGGUUAAAUCCUGUUUCGAAUAUACUGCUAACCCCGCUGGUUAUAAUCCUUCAAUAUCAAUUGUGGGCACACUUGAAGCUGAAAAAGAAAGAAGAAAAUCUGGGCUAUCCUCAAGAGUUCAGUUUCGAAACCAAGGUUCUGAGCCCAAAUAUACUCAAGAACUAACUCUGAAGCGGCAGAAACAGAAAGUGUGCAUGGAGGAAACCCUGUGGCUACAGGAUAAUAUCAGAGAUAAACUGCGUCCCAUUCCCAUAACUGCUUCAGUGGAGAUCCAAGAGCCAAGCUCUCGUAGGCGAGUGAAUUCACUUCCAGAAGUUCUUCCAAUUCUGAAUUCAGAUGAACCCAAGACAGCUCAUAUUGAUGUUCACUUUUUAAAAGAGGGAUGUGGAGACGACAAUGUAUGUAACAGCAACCUUAAACUAGAAUAUAAAUUUUGCACCCGAGAAGGAAAUCAAGACAAAUUUUCUUAUUUACCAAUUCAAAAAGGUGUACCAGAACUAGUUCUAAAAGAUCAGAAGGAUAUUGCUUUAGAAAUAACAGUGACAAACAGCCCUUCCAACCCAAGGAAUCCCACAAAAGAUGGCGAUGAUGCCCAUGAGGCUAAACUGAUUGCAACGUUUCCGGACACUUUAACAUAUUCUGCAUAUAGAGAACUGAGGGCUUUCCCUGAGAAACAGUUGAGUUGUGUUGCCAACCAGAAUGGCUCACAAGCUGACUGUGAGCUUGGAAAUCCUUUUAAAAGAAAUUCAAAUGUCACUUUUUAUUUGGUUUUAAGUACAACUGAAGUCACCUUUGACACCCCAGAUCUGGAUAUUAAUCUGAAGUUAGAAACAACAAGCAAUCAAGAUAAUUUGGCUCCAAUUACAGCUAAAGCAAAAGUGGUUAUUGAACUGCUUUUAUCGGUCUCGGGAGUUGCUAAACCUUCCCAGGUGUAUUUUGGAGGUACAGUAGUUGGUGAACAAGCUAUGAAAUCUGAAGAUGAAGUGGGAAGUUUAAUAGAGUAUGAAUUCAGGGUAAUAAACUUAGGUAAACCUCUUACAAACCUCGGCACAGCAACCUUGAACAUUCAGUGGCCAAAAGAAAUUAGCAAUGGGAAAUGGUUGCUUUAUUUGGUGAAAGUAGAAUCCAAAGGAUUGGAAAAGAUAACUUGUGAGCCACAAAAUGAGAUAAAUGUCCUGAACCUAAAGGAGUCUCACAACUCAAGAAAGAAACGGGAAAUUACUGAAAAACAGAUAGACGAUAACAGAAAAUUUUCUUUAUUUGCUGAAAGAAAAUACCAGACUCUUAACUGUAGCGUGAACGUGAACUGUGUGAACAUCAGAUGCCCACUGCGAGGGCUGGACAGCAAGGCGUCUCUUAUUUUGCGCUCGAGGUUAUGGAAUGGCACAUUUCUAGAGGAAUAUUCCAAACUGAACUACUUGGACAUUCUCAUGCGAGCCUUCAUUGAUGUGACUGCUGCUGCUGAAAAUAUCAGGCUGCCAAAUGCAGGCACUCAGGUUCGUGUGACUGUGUUUCCCUCAAAGACUGUAGCUCAGUAUUCGGGAGUACCUUGGUGGAUCAUCCUAGUGGCUAUUCUCGCUGGGAUCUUGAUGCUUGCUUUAUUAGUGUUUAUACUAUGGAAGUGUGGAUUCUUUAAACGCUCUAGGUACGAUGACAGUGUUCCCCGAUACCAUGCCGUAAGGAUCCGGAAAGAAGAGCGAGAGAUCAAAGAUGAAAAGUAUAUUGAUAACCUUGAAAAAAAACAGUGGAUCACAAAGUGGAAUGAAAAUGAAAGCUACUCAUAGGGGGGACCUAAAAAAAAAAAGCUUCACAGUACCCAAACUGCUUUUUCCAACUCAGAAAUUCAAUUUGGAUUUAAAAGCCUGCUCAAUCCCUGAAGACUGAUUUCAGAGUGACUACACACAGUACGAACCUACAGUUUUAACUGUGGAUAUUGUUACGUAGCCUAAGGCUCCUGUUUUGCACAGCCAAAUUUAAAACUGUUGGAAUGGAUUUUUCUUUAACUGCCUUAAUUUAACUUUCUGGGUUGCCUUUGUUUUUGGCGUGGCUGACUUACAUCAUGUGUUGGGGAAGGGCCUGCCCAGUUGCACUCAGGUGACAUCCUCCAGAUAGUGUAGCUGAGGAGGCACCUACACUCACCUGCACUAACAGAGUGGCCGUCCUAACCUCGGGCCUGCUGCGCAGACAUCCAUCACGUUAGCUGUCCCACAUCACAAAACUAUGCCAUUAGGGUAGUUGUGUUUCAAUGGAAAGUGCUGUCUUAAACUAAAUGUGCAAUAGAAGGUGAUGUUGCCAUCCUACCGUCUUUUGCUGUUUCCUAGCUGUGUGAAUACCUGCUCACGUCAAAUGCAUACAGGUUUCAUUCUCCCUUUCACUAAAACACACAGGUGCAACAGACUUGAAUGCUAGUUAUACUUAUUUGUAUAUGGUAUUUAUUUUUUCUUUUCUUUACAAACCAUUUUGUUAUUGACUAACAGGCCAAAGAGGCUCCAGUUUACCCUUCAGGUUGGUUUACUCAAUCAGAAUUAGAGCAUGGGAGGUCAUCACUUUGACCUAAGUUAUUUACUGCAAAAAGAAAAUCUUUAUAAAUGUACCAGAGAGUUGUUUUAAUAACUUAUCUAUAAAUUAUAACCUCUCCUUCAUGACAACCUCCACCCCACAACACAAAAGGUUUAAGAAAUAGAAUUAUAACUGUAAAGAUGUUUAAUUAUUUCAGGCAUUGGAUAUUUUUUAGUUUAGAAGCCUGCGUAAUAUUUCUGCAUUUCAUACUGUAACAUUCAGGAAUUCUUGGAGAAAAUGGGUUUAUUCACUGAACUCUAGUGCAGUUUACUCACUGCUGCAAAUACUGUAUAUUCAGGACUUGAAAGAAAUGGUGAAUGCCUAUGGUGGAUCCAAACCGAUCCAGUAUAAGACUACUGAAUCUGCUACCAAAACAGCUAAUCAGUGAGUUGAUGUUCUAUUUUUUGUUUUGUUUUGUCCCCUAUCUGUAUUCCCAAAAGUUACUUUGGGGCUAAUUUAACAAGAACUUUAAAUUGUGUUUUAAUUGUAAAAAUAGCAGGGGGUGGAAUUAUUACUCUAUACAUUCAACAGAGACUGAAUAGAUAUGAAAGCUGAUUUUUUUAAUUACCAUGCUUCACAAUGUUAAGUUAUAUGGGGAGCAACAGCAAACAGGUGCUAAUUUGUUUUGGAUAUAGUAUAAGCAGUGUCUGUCUUUUGAAAGAAUAGAACACAGUUUGUAGUGCCACUGUUGUUUUGGGGGGCUUUUUCUUUUCAGAAAUCUUAAACCUUAAGAUACUAAGGACGUUGUUUUGGUUGUACUUUGGAAUUCUUAUUCACAAAAUAUAUUUUGUUUACAAAAAUUUCUGUAAAACAGGUUAUAACAGUGUUUAAAGUCUCAGUUUCUUGCUUGGGGAACUUGUGUCCCUAAUGUGUUUAGAUUGCUAAGGAGCUGAUAUUUUGACAGUGUUUUUAGACCUGUGUUACUAAAAAAAGAUGAAUGUCCUGAAAAGGGUGUUGGGAGGGUGGUUCAACAAAGAAACAAAGAUGUUAUGGUGUUUAAAUUUAUGUUUGUUAAAAAUGUCAUCUCAAGUCAAGUCACUGGUCUGUUUGCAUUUGAUACAUUUUUGUACUAACUAGCAUUGUAAAAUUAUUUCAUGAUUAGAAAUUACCUGUGGAUAUUUGUAUAAAAGUGUGAAAUAAAUUUUUUAUAAAAGUGUU